UAAUAGAUGCCACAGACCUUCUCGUCUUGACUCAUUCUUCUUCCUCUUUCAUCCUCUCUUUACAAUUCCUUGGAGUCACUUUUCCAAAGCGUCUUACCACGUUGUAAGCUUACACACCCAAGAUGGCCUCCGCUACCCGACAGUUCGCCCGCGCGGCCACUCGCGCCACUCGCAACGGCUUCGCCAUUGCUCCUAGACAGGUCAUCCGCCAGCAGGGUCGCCGAUACUAUUCUUCUGAGCCCGCGCAGAAGUCAUCUUCCGCCUGGAUGUGGUUGACCGGUGCCGCUGUCGCUGGUGGUGCUGGUUACUACUUCUACGCCAACGGCGCUUCUUCCGCUACCCCCAAGGUUUUCAACCCUACCAAGGACGACUAUCAGAAGGUUUACAACGAGAUUGCUGCUCGCCUGGAGGAGAAGGAUGACUAUGAUGACGGCAGCUACGGCCCCGUUCUCGUACGUCUCGCUUGGCACGCCAGCGGUACCUACGACAAGGAGACUGGCACUGGUGGCAGCAAUGGUGCCACCAUGCGAUUCGCCCCUGAGGCUGACCACGGCGCCAAUGCUGGUCUGGCUGCUGCCCGCACCUUCCUCGAACCCGUGAAGGAGAAGUUCCCUUGGAUCACCUACUCUGACCUCUGGAUCCUUGCUGGUGUUUGCGCUAUCCAGGAGAUGCUGGGCCCUGCCAUUCCUUACCGACCUGGUCGCUCUGAUCGUGAUGUCUCUGGUUGCACACCCGACGGACGUCUUCCCGACGCCUCAAAGCGCUCUGGACAUCUCCGAGACAUUUUCUACCGUAUGGGCUUCAACGACCAGGAAAUUGUCGCCCUCUCCGGCGCCCACGCUCUUGGCCGCUGCCACACUGACCGAUCCGGCUACGAAGGUCCCUGGACUUUCUCCCCUACCGUCCUGACCAACGACUACUUCCGCCUACUUGUCGAAGAGAAGUGGCAGUGGAAGAAGUGGAACGGCCCUGCUCAGUACGAAGACAAGUCUACCAAGUCUCUGAUGAUGCUUCCUAGCGACAUUGCCCUGAUCGAGGACAAGAAGUUCAAGCCUUGGGUCGAGAAGUACGCCAAGGAUAACGAUGCCUUCUUCAAGGACUUUUCCGACGUCGUUCUCCGACUAUUCGAGCUCGGUGUUCCUUUCGCCCAGGGCACUGAGAACCAGCGCUGGACCUUUAAGCCCACAAACCAGGAAUAAGUGGUCGAAAUACGACAGAGAGCUGCUUGAGAUGCCUUUGAAGGAAUUAUGCGACGACUGAAAUUGGUCAUCAUAUCAUCGAUGAACUUGAAGAAGAGCGAUAUCCGGAGUUUUGGUUGUGAUUAUUUGGGUGCUGGUUAAGAUCGCCAGCCUAGGUAUAGACCAUUUCAUGAGUUUUGACAACAUGAGCGUGUCAAUAGACUAAGAUGUCUACCGUCUUAUACGGCAGAGACCAAAAGAAGAAGAAAAUUUAUAGUUUUU
Fusarium oxysporum Fo47 is the source of this 1460-nucleotide messenger RNA. Its product is annotated as heme peroxidase. The record is from RefSeq and is a predicted model, not a curated record. Gene Ontology annotation, molecular function: heme binding; peroxidase activity. Gene Ontology annotation, biological process: cellular response to oxidative stress; hydrogen peroxide catabolic process; response to reactive oxygen species. NCBI's taxonomy places the organism in Eukaryota, Fungi, Ascomycota, Sordariomycetes, Hypocreales, Nectriaceae. The transcript is spliced from 2 exons. Bases 123 to 1199 code for a protein of 358 amino acids.